Bufo bufo (common toad) is the source of this 2922-nucleotide messenger RNA. It is a transcript of the gene ANKAR, whose product is annotated as ankyrin and armadillo repeat containing. The transcript has 9 exons. Gene Ontology annotation, molecular function: protein binding. Bases 1742 to 2833 code for a protein of 363 amino acids. The record is from RefSeq and is a predicted model, not a curated record. Lineage: Eukaryota; Metazoa; Chordata; Amphibia; Anura; Bufonidae.
GAAGAUCCACAAUGGACCUUUAAUAGCCUCAUGUCACUGAGCCCCCUUUAUAGCCUCACAUUGGGCACCAAAUUGCCAUUAUUUCAGGCAGGACCCUAUAAACCAUUAGACAGGGACACUUUCUACCAAGCACCUGAUGGAGCCCGGCAUUCUUUGACUGUAACUGACAAUCUCCAAACCUCAUUGUUUAUGCAGCGAGCUCUGAAUUGUGUGAAUCUAUUAGACUAGGAACUCGGUUCAAGGAUAUAUUCCUGCUUAGCGAAUGAAAGGCACUUCUAGUCUGAAUAUGCUGCACAUUAAUGACACACAACACAUGACAAGGACAGUAACUGCACAAAGGUCUAAUAAAGUGAUGAGUCAGAGAUGCAGCAGAACUUCUCAAUGCUUUCCUCUCCAUUCCCGUCAAGGCUCUUAGACGUUCUGUGCACAAUAUCAGUGUAUUGCUAGUGAGCUCAGUUCUCUUAAAUUGGAAACAACUUUUCAGAUACCUUUUGCAGCAUAAGAGAAAUCUUCUACUUUUUCACAGAUAACUGAUGGCAAGUUUAACCAUGAAUGAUUCAGGGUGGUCACCAAUUCAUCAUGCAACCUACAAAAACCAUCUGACACUUGUGGAACGUCUCAUUGAAUCCUCAGGAUAUGAACACCUUGAGAAGAAGACCGACGAUGCUCUUCAAAACACUCCUUUACUUUUGGCCAUUGCAUGUGGAAGUCAACCAAUGGUCCAACUCUUGGUCAGUCAUGGAGCUGAUGUCACCUAUGUGAACAACUGUGGGCAGGGAGUGAUAGAAAUGUCUGCCCUUUUUGGUCACAUUGACUUUAUCGAAUACUUUCUGAGUCUUCAUAAUAAGGACUUAAAUGUAUAUAAAAAACUAAUAGGUCUUCUAGACCAUGACUCCGAAGAUGGUGUCAGCGGGGCUUGUUUUAUCAUCUCAGAGCUGACCAGUCUGUCUGAAGACCAAGAGUCCAUAUGUCAUGUGAACCACCUUGUAGAUGAAGGACUGGUCUCACAAUUGGUUGAUGUGCUUAAGAAGAACCUUACUGAGAAUAUAAAGAUACAAACCUUAUAUUUAUUUAAAUGCAUCUUGAAGAAUAAGAUUGUGAGACGAAAGAUGGUGGAGGUAGAGGGCUUUCAGGUUCUUGUUUCUCUGAUCUUCAAUGGCCCGAAACUGCUCCUUCCUCGAGUCUUGGGCUGCAUAUGUGAGCUUGCGACAGACGAAGACUUUACAGAAGGCAUUUCAGCCGCUGUCAUCCCAGCGCUCAAAAAAGUGAUUUGUAGUGUAGAGCAAGACGAUGUUCUGCAGUCAACUUUGAAAGUCUUGGACCUUCUGGCAGCUGGGUCAGCGAUGUGUAAGGACUCUAUUGGUAAAGAAGCUAGUCUUCUCGCCACUCUGGUAAAACUUUUCAAAGUUUGUCAGACAAACCCCUUAAUAGUGGUUUGGGGAGAUGCCAUCGGCAGCAUUGCUGAAGGAAACAGAAGCAACCAAGAUGUUUUCCUUAGUGAGAACAUUGGCUCGUGUCUCUAUCAGAUGUUAAAAUCUCAUAACCGAGAAGUCCAGAUGUCUGCGGUGAAAACAAUUCACAGACUCGUAGAUGGGAAUCCUCAGGCUCAGAGGAAAGUCAUGGAGUCUAAUAACCUCUCUCCGCUUGUGCAUCUGCUGAAAAGGAGCAAGUCCCAGUUCACCCAGGAAGCCAUAACCAGGACGCUGUGGGCCCUGUCUGGCCAGACGCAGAAGCUCAGAGGAUGGUGGCCGCCAGAAUAGGUGUACCUUUGCUGGUUGAAUUUCUGUCCUCUCCGUCUUACAUUCUCAAUCUGAUUGGAACCAGAGGACUGAGGGUCUUGGUGCAGGGACCCUAUGACCUGCGGAACGCAGUGAUGUCUGCUGACGCCGCCCGCCAUCUUGUACGCCUCCUCAGGUCUCCCCGGGAGGAUGUUGUCCUGAGUGCAAUACGAGCUUUGCAGGACAUCUGCCUGGGAGUCGGCUUUAUUCCACAUGGCAGUAUCCAGAGUGCUGUCGCCGGUUCCAGGGGGCUGAAGUUUCUCGUAGCGUUGAUGCGACACUCUCAGUCGGAGCGCAUUAAGGUGGAGGCAGCACUUGCAAUAGCGACAUCGGUUCUGGGGCACAGUGAGAAUCUGCAGCUAAUUGGGAAAAGCUCUGGCUUCAGCUUCUCACACGUCCUCCUCCUGUUGCGCUCGUCUGAUGAAGAAAUUCGCCUGACUGCCGGAGAAACUUUGGCCACAUUCGCUUUUAAUAGUACAAGCCAACAAAAGGAGAUUGUUCAGAAUGGAGGACUGGUGUGGAGGGACUUGGCCCCAUUCCUCGAAUCAGCUGAGCAGAAUCGCAGGGCUCUCGCAGCAUUUCAGUUGGCGGUGCUGGCGCACAUCGUUUCCGAUAAGGAUCCGUCCUACACCUGUGCUGUUGGCAUACAGACGCUGAUCGGGUUACUGCAGACCGCGCGGUCCUACGACACCCUGGCACUGGCUGCGGACUGUGUGGCCAGAUUAUCACAUAGCCGGGCAGGGCUUUGUGCCGCCAUGGUCUCCAUUGAUAUCGUGAAUGUGUUGUGUCCGCUCCUGUCCAGCCCGUCGCCGCAGGUGAAAGGUUCGGCCUCCAUUGCUUUGUCUUAUCUAAGCUUCAACCCACUGGCGGAGAGGCAGCUGUUGCAGAGGUGCAGAAGAGAUCCGGAGAUCAUGAAGGUCUUAAUUUACUACAACAAGAGAAGGAGAUGGUCGGAGAAUUUUCUGGGAAGAUGGAGACAUAUCAGAAAGCUCACGCUGCCCCCGAUCCGAGAAUCAAAUCAUCGCUCCAAAAACUGCAGAUUAUCGACAAUCUGAGAUCAGGAGGAAGGAUCAAUGUUCAUCAAUUUAACAGCAUACAGACACUUCUACUGUAAUAUAUUCACAUACACUGCACAGUACCACUU